GCUUCUGGCGAGUCCGCGGUAAAUAUGCUAGUGGCCUUGUCUUGAACAUUUCCUUGCGAUAAUAUGCGGCGCUGGUGGGAGCAUUUGACGUCCUACUGAUAGAAGGGAGGAGCAUGUGCGAUAUACUAUACGGCCUUGGUUCGUACCUGUGCGAUGCCUGCGAAGUAGCGUCUAUAAUCGAGCCCUCACUCUGGUUGACCAUUCCUAAUCGAUGAACCCUUACUCACAAUAAGAACUUCUAACGCCACUUCUAGUACUCGAUACGUGGUUUAGAGGAGGACAUCGGCGAGGCCACGACUUCCAGCUCUUCUGGACUGGUACUUAGUACUAAUAACUGGGAGGCAACUCUUCUGAUGGAUCCGAGAUUCGAGGCGCAUCGGCGCGAAGCGCUGUCGGGUUCGGAGGAGCCACACUAUCUCCCGAAGAAUACGAAGCGCGUAACUGACGAGGAAUUCGAAGACUCCAGUGAUCUCGAGGGUCGAGAGGAAUCCGAGGAGGAAACCGAGACGCCUGAAGACGAGGAUGCGGCGCCGACGCUUGACGUGGCGUCUGACGCCACUCUGCUGCACGGGAUUCUCGAGGUUACUGUUCACGAGGCGCGGAAUAUACCCACCAUGGAUAACAUCGCGUAUCACGUGGACAGGUGCUUCUCGCUGUGCACGCAGCCCUGCUCGACGCGACCACAUCACCCGAUUGGCACGCGCAACGACCCCUACGUCACCAUCUACCUCGGCCCUGCGCGUGUCGCGCGCACAAGGGUGGUGCACAACAAGCGGCACCCUGUGUGGGAGGAGCACUUCCGCAUCCCCGUCGCGCACCACUGCUCCUCGCUCUCCUUCACGCUCAAGGACGACGACGCAGUGGGCGCGAAGCUGAUCGGCAAGGCGGUCGUGCCGGCCGCCAGUCUCCGCGCGGACGGCACCCCCGUCUCCGCGUGGUUCGACGUCAUCACCUUCGGGCGCGAGCGCGCGCACCCCGCGCAGCUGCGCCUCUCGCUCCGCCUCGCGCCCGUGGGGAAGGACCCCGCGUACGGGCGCGGGUGGGGGAGGGAAUCGCGCGUGGAGAACGCGUAUUUCCCCCUGCGCCGGGGGUGCCGCGUGACGCUGUACCAUGAUAGCCACGUGGCGGCGUCGUUCAAGCCGGGAGUGGCGCUGGAGGGAGGGAGGGAGUACACGGAGAGCUACUGCUGGGAGGACAUCUGCAGGACCAUCCUGGACGCACGCGAGGUGAUCUACAUCGGAGGGUGGUCGGUGAGCACCAAGAUCGCCCUCAUGCGCGACCCCUCGCGCCCCAUGCCGCUACACGGGGACAUGCCUCUGGGGCAGCUGCUGAUAAGGAAGGCCAGGGAGGGCGUGCGCGUGCUCGUGCUCAUCUGGGACGACCGCACCUCGCUCAACAACGCGGCCUUCAGAACGGCGGGCAUGAUGGGAACCCUGGACGAGGAGACGUACAGCUACUUCCGGCACACCAAGGUGGUGUGCUUUAAGAUGCCCCGCAUCCCCGACAAGCACCUCUCCUGGACCAGGAAACAGCUAGUGGAGAGUAUGUACACGCACCACCAGAAGUUCCUCAUCGCCGAUGCUGCACCUGCAGCAGCAGCACCGUCAGCAGCAACAGGAGGAGCGUCAGGAGCAACAGGAGGAGCGUCAGGAGCAACAUUACCGGCAGCAGCAGCAGGAGCAGCGUCGGGGGAUCAAGGGCGGCGGACGCUGGUGGGGUUCCAGGGUGGGAUCGACCUGUCGGUGGGGCGAUACGACACUCAGGAGCACCCGCUGUUCCGCACGCUGCACGCCGAGCACCAGGGGGACUUCUACCAGAACAACCUCAAGACCAAGCCAGAUUUAGGCCCCAGGCAGCCGUGGCACGACAUUCAGUGCAAGGUGGAGGGCGCCGUGGUGUGGGACCUGCUCACCAACUUCGAGCAGCGCUGGCUGCGAGCCACCAAGGGCCCGCGCGCGUCCCCCAGGAAGCGGCUGCACCGGGGGGACAUCAAAGCGCUGCAUGCCAGCCCGCUGGUGGCGCACAAGAGUGGUGGUAGUGGUGUUGGUAUUAGGGUUGGGACUGAAGGUGGUGGUGGUGGUGGGAAUGCAGAGAGUCGACGCGUGCUUAGGCAGAUGCGCGAGAGAGGAGAGGAAGGGGAGGUGGGAAGGGAAGAAGGGCCGCAGGAGGAGAGGGAGGAGGGCAGGGAGGGAGGAGAGGAGGAGCAGGGAGAGCAGGAACGAAGGGAGGAGAGAGGGAGGGCAACGGAGCCAACAGAGCAGACUGAGUACCAGCCAAGGCAGCAGCCAGCACCACAGACAAGGCGCAGCAGGAGCAUAAGGGACGCUGUGAUGCACCGGGUGUACACGCUGAGGCGAGGCUUGGGGAGUGGUGCUUCCAGGGCGGCUGCUGCGCGUGCUGUGGAUGCUGACGAUGACAUGAGCGUGAUGGUGACGGGGGAGGAUGACCCUGAGACCUGGCAUGUGCAGUUGUUCCGGUCCAUUGACUCGGGCUCUGUGGCUGGCUUCCCAAGGAGCCCUCACCAGGCCAUGCUUGAGGGCCUGGUAGGCGACAAGGGCGUGACGGUGGAUCACAGCAUCCACGAGGCGUACAUCAUCGCCAUCCGCCGCGCGCACCGCUUCAUCCACAUCGAGAACCAGUACUUCCUCGGGGCUGCGUACGCGUGGCCGUCGCACCAGACGUGCGGUGCAUGGCACACCAUCCCCAUGGAGAUUGCGCUCAAGGUGGCGCGCAAGAUCAAGAGCAGAGAGCGGUUCAGCGCGUAUGUGGUGGUGCCCAUGUGGCCCGAGGGGGACCCCAAGGGGGCAUCCACUCAGGAGAUCCUCUACUGGCAGUCUCGCACUAUGGAGGCCAUGUACCGCGUGGUAGCACGGGCACUGGACGAGGUAGAGGCGGAGGAGAAGGGGAUUGGCCUGGGGAGGGAGGGGGAAUUUGACAGGGACAGGGGUCAGGAGACAGAGGGGGGGCAGGAGGCGACCGUUCUUGGGGAGGAAGGGGAGUGGGGAGGCCAGGGGCAGGGCGGGGCCUACGCGGGUGAGAAGGGAGGGAAGGGAUGGGUGGGAGGGAAGGAGGGGCAGAAGGCGAGGGAGAGGCGAGAGGAGACGGCAGAGGGGUUGGUUGACCAGCUACAGCCGGAAGCAGAUGUGGCAUCACGACCAGCAGCAGCAGCAGAGUUUGGAGCAGAAUCAGCAGCAGCAGCAGCAGGAUCAUUGCACAGCCCCCAUCCGUGCGACUAUCUCAGCUUCUUCUGUCUCGCCAAACGCGAGCUGCCACCUGGCGAGGCUGGUGCUCCUGCUACUCCUCCUCCCCCUCCUGCUGCUGCUGCUGCUGCUGCUGCUGAUACUGCUGCUGCUGAUACUGCUGCUGGUGAUACUGCUGCUGGUGAUACUGGUGGUGGAACCGGUGGUAACCCCACUGAGGAUGGUAACCAUGACAGGAACGGAAGCCAACCGGCUUCUCCCCAUGAGCCUGAACACAGGGCAAGCCUUCCCAGUGAUCCUGUUCUUCGCUCGGCUCUGACCCACAGGAGAGCGAUGAUCUACGUGCAUGCCAAGAUGAUGGUGGUGGACGAUGAGUACGUGGUGGUGGGGUCGGCCAACAUCAAUCAGCGGUCCAUGGACGGGGGCCGGGACACCGAGAUGGCCGUGGGGGCGUACCAGCCGUAUCACACGUGGAGCGAGAGGGGUCACGCACCCAGGGGACAGGUGCAUGGCUUCCGCAAAUCCCUCUGGGCGGAGCACCUCGGCUCCCUCUCUCCCAUCCACGACCAACCCUGGACGCUCGAGUGCAUGCGAGCCGUCAACCAAUCAGCUCAGGACAGGUGGAUGCAGUACGCCGGAGAGGAGAAUGUGGAGCUUCAGGGGCAUUUAGUCAAGUACCCGGUUCAAGUGGGGCGAGAUGGGAGUGUGCACCCACUGCCAGGGUUUGAGGAGUUUCCAGACUGUGGAGGGAAGGUGGUUGGUGAGCAGAGGAACUUGCCGAAUGGACUAACCACUUGAUGAGUGUGAGUGCCCUCAGAUUUCAAGUUUUUUUUUUUUUUUUUUUUUUUUUUUUUUUUUUUUUUUUUUUUCCCUGAUUUUGCUGAUUUUCAGGGUGUUUUUCUGUACCGACCCUGAAAAAUCAUCGUUGGAAUCUGGAAAAACGGGGGUUGAUAGUUAAAAAAAUAGUAGCAACCCUGAUUUUCAGGGGGUUUUCAGGGUGGCUUUGUGUACCUACCCUGAAAAUUCUGUGUGGCCUGAAACGAAUCUGAGGGCUUAGUGUACAUAUUCCUUGGAGGGUACUUUUCUUUGAAGUUCCAUCUUGUAUAUAGACAGCAUAAAUAUGUUUUAUGUGA
Closterium sp. NIES-67 is the source of this 4333-nucleotide messenger RNA. Lineage: Eukaryota; Viridiplantae; Streptophyta; Zygnematophyceae; Desmidiales; Closteriaceae. The record is from the annotation of a GenBank genome assembly.